AUGCUGCCUACUCGCGCCUCUCCAUCUCUUCAAGUAUCGCCCGUCAUCACAUCAUCGACAUCAUCGUCUCUCUUACCUCCAAAGUUACAUUUAAAUCCUUCAAAAACACCAAAACAUCAUCCUCAGCCUAAAUCUGCACCAGGUCAUCGUCGCCGCCACAUUGUAGCUUGGGUACCUGAUAGUUUAGCUGAGAAAUGCUACAGUUGUCAAACUGCAUUUUCACUGAUGUUACGACGUCAUCAUUGUCGACGAUGUGGUAAUGUCUUUUGUGACGCGUGUUCGUCAGCCAGAAUGCCGCUAGUCAAUUCUGGUUUUGUCACUCCAGUUCGUGUAUGUGCUAAGUGUUCAAUUGCAGCGAAAAAAGCACAUGCUAAAAUGGUUCAAGAGCGACAAAAACUGCAAAUUUAUGAACCUCCACGACGUCAUAGUGAUAUUGCAGAUCGAGAAGAAUUAACGAAAACAGGAUUUUGGUUCAAUGGAACAAAUGAUACUAUCCAUAGAUUUGGCGAAAGAAGACGGAGAGCAUCCGAGUAUCAAGAAUCUCUAGAUUUUAAUUCUUGUUUGAUAAAAGGAGGAAUUAUUACAUCUAAUGGACGACGAGAAAUGGCUUUGUCGCCAGUCUUUGCUCAAGAAGACUCGAGAAUUGAACGAUUAGAGAGUGAAGAGACAGAGUAUUCCAGUGGACCUCAUGAACAAAGUUUACAGACUUUACCGGGGGAAGCAGUAUUAGUAAAAAAUGGAAAUGUGCGAAUCCGAUUUAUGGAACGAAUCGAACAUUUAGGCACAUUGUAUGUGACGAAUUACCGCCUAGUCUUCAGUCCUGGAUCUAAUCAUUCUAUAAAUGACGUUGUCAUUGUGAAUGGGAUGUACAAAAUCCGAGAGGAUACACUUCCAUAUGCGAGUGAUGUACACACCGAAUCGAUAGUAGCGUAUCAAGCGAUUCCGCUUAUGACGAUCGAUCUUGUGAAACGUAAAGAAACGGUGGAAACCGACAGUGGCUCGCUUGAAGUGAUUGGGAAAGACUUUCGUCGCUUGCAUUUUGUAUUUGAUGGGCUAGUAUCGAAGCAAACGUUUAGUAAAUUCGAUCGUACAUACGCACUUUUACAGAUGCACGCAUUGGGUAAAUCUGACAGCAAACUAGACGAAUUUGCCAGGUUUUCUCUUGAACGGUUUGAUGGAAUUCACGGUGCAAUCGACGGUUGGCAGAUCUAUAAUGCUGUAGAGGAUUUUAAGCGAAUGGGCAUUUCAUCGUCAACAAAUCGAUGGCGAUUGAGUUACGCGAACGAUCAGUAUGAAUUGUGUCCCACGUAUCCGUCCAUUUUGGCCGUUCCAAGCUCCGUGUCUGAUAGCUUGCUUGCAGUGGCAUCAAAGUUUCGGUCAAAAGGACGUAUCCCGGUGCUCUCGUGGCGUGAUCGUCAUACUGGUGCCGUAAUUUGUCGAAGUAGCCAACCAUUAGUCGGGUUGGGACAAAAACAAUGCGACAAAGACGUGUUCCUCAUUCAAGCGAUUGCAGCAACGAAUCCGUCGUCUUCCAAGCUGGUUAUUAUCGACGCGCGGCCGUGGAAAAAUGCAGUCGCUCAAAAAGCUGUCGGUCGUGCUGGAUACGAAUUGACAGAGCACUAUGAAACACGGCAUGCGACGUCUUCGUUAAAAUAUGUAGACAUGGUUGCAUCAGAGCACACGGCAGCAGCAGCUGCUGCGAUAUCAACUGGAGCAAGAAGCUCACCCUUUCGUAGGAAUUCUGUCAAUGGAGAGCUAGAAACUGGUUCUGACUUGAAUACGUUAGCUGGUGACAAAGAAUUCCUGGAAACAAAAGAAUCGGCACUUGUUUUGACGGAAUGUAAGUUGAUUUUUAUGGGGAUCGAGAAUAUUCACACGAUGCGCAAAAGCUACCACAAACUCAUGGAUCUGUGUACAAUUAAACAGAAUAAUGACAAAUGGCUUGAUCAAUUGGCAUCCACACACUGGCUAAAUCAUAUUUCUCGUAUCUUGGACUCAGCCGUUGAAAUUGUUCGUAUUGUGAAAGAGCAAAAGUCCAGUGUUUUGAUUCACUGUAGUGACGGAUGGGACCGGACAGCUCAGCUGACGGCAUUGUCAGAAGUGUUGAUUGAUCCACACUAUCGAACAAUCAUCGGUUUCGAACGUCUAAUUGAGAAAGAGUGGUGCUCGUUUGGACAUAAAUUUCGAGAGAGAACUUAUCACGGUGCUAGCAACAAUGUGAACGAAACAUCCCCAAUAUUUUUGCAGUGGAUUGAUUGUGUGUGGCAAGUCAUGGCUCAGUUUCCGAGUGCAUUUGAAUUUAACGAGCGGUUUCUAAUCCUUAUUCUCGACCAUUUGUAUUCGUGUAGAUUUGGUACAUUUCUAUACAACUCGCAACGAGAGCGCAUGGAGCAGGAGUCUUGUCAUCCGACGCAUUCAUUGUGGUCAUAUCUUAGCACCGUAGAGCGUGCGAUUGUGGUUAACCCAUUUUACAAGCCACACAAUGCCCCCCGAAUGAAAUGGAAAGAAAGCAUCACAGCUACUCGCCAGUGCUAUGAAAAGUCAUUGGAUCAAUCGAUUAUUGAGUCUUCUCUAUCGCGUUCAGCGAGAAUUUGCUACGAUCAUUCGAUGAUGGAUGACUUUGUGCACUAUCAGAGAAAUGCCUUUGACGCAUCAGAUUGGUAUUCGCCUUCGAGUAACGUCUCAGGAGCUGGUACUGUCUUCCCGCCUUCAGCGCUUUCUCAAGACAAUGAGACAGAAGCAGAUUUUGAUGCUGAACUAUCAUCUACUCACGAGCAACUAUCGUUUGACUUUCAACAGAGCUAUAACGAUAAUGCUGAUGGAAACGAGUUGAAUCACUCCAUAAAUCACAGCGAGUCAAAAAAGGUAAAGGUGGAGCUAUCAGGCUUUCACAAACUAGUACGCGACCUCGAUACUGGAAUCUCAUUCCCUCAACUAUUGGACACAUUUACUUUCUCGACUCCCCUCUCCUCUCCAGUAGCUAAGCCUCGCUCUGAAUCUUUGUUGCCAGAUCGAAGUGCAACUGAUUGUAAAGUUAUGUCGAGACCGUCAACGCCAAAACUUCGAUCGUCUCUUACAUCGCGAGUCAUGUCAGCUGCUGUUGAGCGUGCCCCAUUGUCUUUAGACGGUCUUUGGAAUACUCUUGAUGCUGAUGCGAGUUCAGAUGGCGAUGAUAUUGGUCGGUUUGGAGCCGUUGCUUCGUGCGAAAAUGUCAUCGUACCGUCUUGUUCGAUGAAGUCAUUAGCAUUCUGGUCAAACUAUUAUUUACGGUGGGAUCCAAGUAGUCAUUUUGAUCGAGACGCAAGUGUCGAAAUUGAAACAUUGCACCUUGACGUGAUCAUGCGCUUAAAAAAGUUGACAAAGCAAGUUGAGACGAAUCAGACAUCAAACGCUUUGAAAAAGUCUACAAUCCAGACGAAUUGUCAUUGUGAAGGAAAUACUAAUCUGUUACUACAACAUAAAAAAUUACUGGAGGAUAGUGUCACAUCACAAGACUCUGAACUUGGUGCAGAUGGCAACUCUACAAUAAAAGAGCGAAUUGCGAUGCUGAAAGAGCAGAAGCUGCGAAGACUCGAGGAAGUUGAAGCAGACUAUCAAAACGAACUUGCAUGUCUGAUGGAGCAACUUGGAACGUUGUUGAUUAAUCCUGAGAGUCGUCACGACCGAGUGCUUACUGCCAGUUUGGGGCUUGUAUCCGGUGGUAUAAUUGUAACAUCAGCAGUAAUUGACCAAGAUAAUUGUACUCACCUGAAGGCAGCAAUUAAUCAUCAGUAUGGUGAUGGAAAUGACUUGUUUUACCAUGAUAGAAGACAACCACUGAAUAUUUCGUGGUUUGAAGACACAAACAAGAAAUGUAUUGCCACGUUGAUUGCUGCUAACACUUUGAUUUUUGGACUCUGGCGUGUUUCAUUUCGAAAUGCAAAACUGCAUCAAUUUAUGUGGCGACACUUUGCGAGUUCGUACGAUGCUGUUAUCCAUGGCAAACGGUUCCAUACACUUUUAACAUCAGCAUUCAGUCACAUCACGUUUCCACACUUUGGAAUUAAUAUGUUCAUGUUAUGGGAGUUUGGACCUCAUGUAUUGGCACCAAGUAAUAAUCAUUCGGGUUCUUGGUACAAUCAAGCAGUGACAAACUCAAGAUUUGCUGGCUAUGUGAGAGAUAACUUCAGCUCUUUUCGGCAUCAACCAAAGUUAUUAUCAAUCAAAGAAUUCACAACACUCUACUUUACUUCUGCAUUAACGUCGUCUGCGCUAAGUGCACUGAUGUCAAAGCUUCGGGGAAAUGGAAGUGUAUUUUCUAUCGGUGCAAGUGGAGCAGUCUCUGCUGUCUUCACAAUGUCGUGCUUAUUAUUUCCCGAUCAGCGGUUACUACUUUACGGUAUAAUCGAAAUGACGUCGACCCAGAUGCUUCAGCUUUACACUGCGUUUAAUAUUGUUGGUGCAUCCUUCCAACGCAAUCUACGAGUUGACUGUGUCGGUCACUUAGGUGGUCAAGGCACAGGUCUUGUCUUCCAUCAAGCACAAUCAAGCAACUAA
This is a messenger RNA of Plasmopara halstedii, 4536 nucleotides long. RefSeq names its product myotubularin-like protein. Gene Ontology annotation, biological process: dephosphorylation. Gene Ontology annotation, cellular component: membrane. NCBI's taxonomy places the organism in Eukaryota, Oomycota, Peronosporomycetes, Peronosporales, Peronosporaceae. Gene Ontology annotation, molecular function: serine-type endopeptidase activity; phosphatase activity; metal ion binding. Bases 1 to 4536 code for a protein of 1511 amino acids. The record is from RefSeq and is a predicted model, not a curated record. The transcript has 5 exons.